Molecule: messenger RNA, 828 nt
Organism: Cinclus cinclus
Lineage: Eukaryota; Metazoa; Chordata; Aves; Passeriformes; Cinclidae
Gene: TMEM45A
Product: transmembrane protein 45A
Exons: 5
Coding region: 1-828 (275 amino acids)
Source: RefSeq, a predicted model, not a curated record
AUGGGCAAUUUCAAAGGGCAUGCCCUCCCUGGAAGCUUUUUUCUUCUUUUUGGCUUAUGGUGGUCAGUGAAGUAUCCACUGAAGUACGCCUGUCGAAAAAACAAGAAUGCUUGCUACUUUGGUUCCAGGGCAGGAUUCCAGCGCCUGGAGUUUGUUGAGGGCAUCAUCAAAGCUGUCUUUGCCCUCAUUGGGAUGGUGGCUGAGCAGUUUGUUCCUGAUGGACCUCAUCUGAAGCUGUACAACUAUGAGAAGAAGCACUGGGAUCACCUGAUGAACUGGCAGCAUGCCACCAUGUACCUCUUCUAUGGCAUUUCAGGGCUGGUGGACGUCGUGGCACAUGGGACCAAUGCGCUGCCAGUGGCCAUGGACAGGAUGAUGCUUUCCUUAGCAGUCUUUAUUGAAGGUUUUCUCUUCUGCUACCAUCUUCAUGGGAGAGCCAUGUUGGAUGUUCAUGUUCAUCAGCUACUGCUAUUUGCUAUCUUUGGAGCUGCUGCCUGCAUAUUUUUGGAAGUUUUUUUCCGUGGCAGUAUUGUGCUAGAGAUGCUCCGUACAAGCCUCUGCAUAUUACAAGGCAGCUGGUUCUGGCAGAUUGGCUUUGUGCUUUAUCCUCCAAAUGGGAGCCCAGAGUGGAAUCAGAUGGAUCACACUAACAUGAUGUUCCUGACCAUGUGCUAUUGCUGGCAUUAUGCCUUUGCUUUUCUUAUACUUGCAGUGAAUUACACAAUUGUCACCUGGGUGGUCCGCUCAAAGGUUAAGCAGUCCCAGCCCAUGGAAAUGGGUUUACUGAAAACAUCUGGACGAGAUCAUGAGUCAGAAGAAGAAAUUUAG